Molecule: messenger RNA, 339 nt
Organism: Cynocephalus volans (Philippine flying lemur)
Lineage: Eukaryota; Metazoa; Chordata; Mammalia; Dermoptera; Cynocephalidae
Gene: DEFB1
Product: defensin beta 1
Exons: 2
Coding region: 53-259 (68 amino acids)
Biological process (GO): defense response to Gram-negative bacterium; innate immune response in mucosa; defense response to Gram-positive bacterium
Cellular component (GO): extracellular region
Molecular function (GO): CCR6 chemokine receptor binding
Source: RefSeq, a predicted model, not a curated record
GUCAGCCCAGCCUCCAAGUGAGCCUCUCCUCCUCUCCUGAGAUCCAGCCACCAUGAGGGCUUUCUGCCUUCUGCUGCUGACUGUCUGCUUACUCUUCUCCCAGUUCACCCCAGGUGUUGGCCUUCUUGAAGGUCUUGGCCAGAGAUCUGACCAUUACAAAUGUGUCAGGAAUGGAGGAACCUGUCACUUUUCCUCUUGCCCACUCUAUACCAAAAUUCAGGGCACCUGUUACAGCAGGCGGGCCAAGUGCUGCCUGUGAGCUGGGAGUGAUUGGGAGAAAGAAUGCCGAAGCCAAGUGACAGAUUUGUACUGUUUUAAUAAAGGAAGACUUUUCUCGAA